CAAUGGGAGCUGAAUAUUUGAACGGGUGGAGGCAGCCAAGAAGUUAGGCGGUCUGCUGCUACUAGUAACGAAGACGGGGUUUAGAAUAAAGAGGAAAGGCAGAGGAGCAUGGGUUGUCACAACAGCAAAGUUUGUGGCCAGGUCUCCCGGAAAAAGAAGAAAAACAAAGCAAAAGAAGGUGAGAAGCAAAUAAAGGAAGUCAUCAUCAGCCUUAAAGAUGGGAACGGUAUACUCUCAUCUGACGAGCAAAACUCUGGCUUGGAGAUUCGACUGGAAACUUAUGAGUGGCAGCUAAAGAUACUACAUGCAGUUUUGAUGGCUUCAGGAGACCAGGAGAGAGACAAGCUCCUCAAGGACCAUCCUGGAGACAUUUGCACAUUGGUCCACAGCAUUAUAGAGAAGGUGAAGACUGAGAUAGCCGCUGAUCUAAAUGAUCUUCAUGAAAAGCAGAUGAGGAGCACAUUAGAACAGCAUCAGAGAGCAACAGAAGAGCUACGACUAUUAUACAGUGAAGAGAAGAAUGUUGUAAAUGAAAUGCACACAGCAACUGAGAAUGCUUUAAAGGACCAGAUUGAAGGGCUGACUUCAGAGCUGAAGCUGUUCAAUGAGUUGAAGCGCAGAGCUGAGGAGUCUACGCUCAGGAGGGACCUGCAGAGAAAUAUUGAGACUCAUGGCGGCCCUGGUGCAUUCUGGGAGCAGGAGCAGGAGAGCCUGUUAUUUGUCAUUGAAAUGAAGCGUGAGCGUUUACAGGAGCAGGGGAACAAACUGCUGCACAUGGAAACACUGGUUGAGAAGAACCUCUCACUGGAGGAUCAGCUCCUGCAUGUUCUACAGCAGAAUGAGGACUUCAGGGUCCGGAUAGACAACUAUCAAAGCCUCAUACAUCAACUCUCCAAGGAGCAGAAUGAGCUGCAGGAGGCGCUUGAGAAACAGUCUCUGCAGAGCCAGAAGCUCAGCCAGGAGAAAGAAGAGCUACUCUUUAAACUCAUACACCACAGAGACUCCUGCUCUUCAUUUCACCUUACAUCCAUUGUACCUGCAGAGGUGUCUCCCAGCUGAGCACAGAAUUAACCCCAACCACCAUAUCCCGACCUUGCCUGACCUUGGUGCCUUUGCAGCUGUAAAGUUUUUUUGUUAUGCCAGCUUGUGGAGUGCUGUGAUCAAGCAGUGUUGAAACUGACUUACUGCAUUUAUCAUUUCAACUGGCAAAACAAAUAUUUUUUUAUAUUUUAGAUUUAAUAUCAAGAAUGUUUGAUUCCAUUUUUGGAAUAGCUGUGGAUCUUAUGCAGUAGCUACUUGUGUUAAAAAUAAUUUUUAUUUUUGUGUAGUAACAGCUUUUAACAUUUGAAUUUGUUGUAUGUGGUACAAAAGGUAUUAGCAGCUGUAAAAUAAUUUUUUUUUUUUUUUUUUUUUUUUAUUUUAUUUCCGUCAAGAAAACGGCUGUCAAGCAGGCUCUGUUUUUACACACAAAAACGGUUAUAAUUUUGCCUUUGAACAUAAUUAGAGCCAGAAGCACUUGUUUGUGUAGCUUGAAGCUUUGGGAUCUUUUCAGAUGCACUUGCACUUUUUUUAUCUGUGUUUUGUUUAAUUGUUGGAGAGAUAAUGGGCCUCGACAACUUUGUUGACUACCAAUAUGCGUUUUUCCUUAACCUUGCACACUUUGGCACUAAUAUAUAUAUAUAUAUAUAUAUAUAU
Messenger RNA from Myxocyprinus asiaticus (Chinese sucker), 1695 nucleotides. It is a transcript of the gene ccdc69, whose product is annotated as coiled-coil domain containing 69. The record is from RefSeq and is a predicted model, not a curated record. Gene Ontology annotation, molecular function: microtubule binding. Lineage: Eukaryota; Metazoa; Chordata; Actinopteri; Cypriniformes; Catostomidae. Gene Ontology annotation, cellular component: cytoplasm; nucleus. The transcript has 9 exons. The coding region runs from base 109 to 1059 and encodes 316 amino acids.